CUUGUUCAUCUGUGGCAUCAGCAGAGGCCAGACGUGUGUCAGGUUAGGAGGAGAAGGGGCAAGCGUGAGACAAAGUCAGGAAACUCUCCCACCCUUGAGUCACAUUGACUUUAUCCAUCCCGAAUUAGACGCAGAAGAAGAAUAGAGCGUGCAGCAAAAUGAUGGUGGAGACCAUGGUACACUAUGAUAACGGCUACGAGGACGAGUACAUGAUGCAAGAGGAGGAGUGGGACAGGGACAUGCUGCUGGAUCCUGCCUGGGAACAACAGCAGAGGAAAACUUUCACAGCCUGGUGUAACUCCCACCUGAGGAAAGCUGGUACUCAGAUUGAAAAUAUUGAGGAAGACUUCAGGAACGGACUGAAACUGAUGCUGCUUUUGGAAGUUAUCUCAGGUGAGAGAUUAUCAAAGCCAGACAGAGGGAAGAUGCGGUUUCAUAAGAUUGCGAAUGUCAACAAAGCUCUGGACUUCAUCACGAGUAAAGGAGUGAAGCUGGUUUCCAUUGGAGCUGAAGAGAUUGUGGAUGGGAAUGUUAAGAUGACUUUGGGAAUGAUCUGGACUAUCAUCCUCCGCUUUGCCAUUCAGGAUAUUUCUGUGGAAGAAACAUCUGCAAAGGAAGGACUUCUCUUGUGGUGUCAGAGAAAGACUGCCCCCUACAGGAAUGUUAAUGUCCAAAACUUCCACGUCAGCUGGAAGGACGGCCUGGCCUUCUGCGCCCUGAUCCACAGACACAGACCUGACCUCAUCGACUACUCUAAGCUCAACAAGGAUGAUCCUCUGCGAAACCUGAACCUGGCUUUUGACAUAGCAGAGAAACACCUGGACAUUCCCAAAAUGUUGGAUGCAGAAGACAUCAUCAACACACCCAAACCUGAUGAGAGAGCCAUUAUGACCUAUGUGUCCUGUUUUUACCAUGCCUUUGCUGGAGCUGAACAGGCUGAGACAGCUGCAAACAGGAUCUGUAAGGUGCUGGGUGUAAACCAAGAGAAUGAGAAACUGAUGGAGGAGUAUGAACGCCUCGCCAGUGAGUUGCUGGAGUGGAUCCGUCGCACCACUCCCUGGCUGGAAAACCGAACCCCAGAGAAGACUAUGGCAGAGAUGCAGAGGAAGCUGGAGGACUUCAGGGACUAUAGGCGCAAACAUAAACCUCCAAAGGUGCAGGAGAAGUGCCAGCUGGAAAUAAACUUCAACACCUUGCAGACAAAGCUACGUAUCAGCAAUCGUCCUGCUUUCAUGCCCUCUGAAGGGAAGAUGGUGUCUGAUAUAGCUAGUGCAUGGCAGGGUCUGGAGCAGGCCGAGAAGGGCUACGAGGAGUGGCUCCUCACAGAGAUCCGUCGGUUGGAGAGGCUGGAUCACCUGGCUGAAAAGUUUCGUCAAAAAGCCACCAAUCAUGAGAACUGGGCCAGUGGUAAAGAACUGAUCCUCUCUGGGAAGGACUACGAAACAGCCACCCUCUUCGAAAUCCGAGCAAUGCUUCGAAAACAUGAAGCCUUUGAGAGUGAUUUGGCGGCACAUCAGGACAGGGUGGAGCAGAUUGCUGCAAUUGCACAGGAACUAAAUGAGUUGGAUUACCACGAUGUGGCUGGUGUGAACCUGCGCUGCCAGGCCAUUUGUGACUUGUGGGACAAACUCGGAACCAUGACUCAGAAGAGGAGAGAGGCACUGGAGAGGACAGAGAAGCUUUUGGAGACUAUUGAUCAGUUGUUCUUAGAGUUUGCCAAGAGGUCAGCACCUUUCAACAACUGGAUGGAAGGAGCUAUGGAGGACCUGCAGGACAUGUUCAUGGUGCAUACUAUUGAAGAAGUCCAGAGCCUAAUUGCGGCUCAUGAGCAGUUCAAAGGUACUCUACCUGAGGCGGACGCAGAGAGACAGGCCAUAUUGGGUAUCCAUAGCGAGGUGCAGAAAAUUGCCCAGAGCUACAGUAUCAGGGCCAGCAUUGUCAACCCAUACAGCACAAUCACAACGGAGGAGCUCCUCAACAAAUGGGAUAAGGUGAAGAAGCUGGUUCCUCAGAGAGACAGUGCCCUCCAGGAGGAGGUGGCAAGGCAACAUGCCCAUGAAAGGCUGAGGAGGCAAUUUGCAGCCCAGGCUAAUCUCAUUGGGCCCUGGAUACAGGCCAAGAUGGAGGAAAUUGGACGCUGCUCCCUGGAGAUAGGGGGUGCUCUGGAGGACCAGAUGACCCAGCUAAAGCAGUGUGAGCAUGUCAUAGUCGCUUACAAGCCCAACAUCGAUAAACUGGAGGGAGACCACCAGCUCAUCCAAGAAUCGCUGGUGUUUGAUAAUAAACACACCAACUACACUAUGGAGCACAUCCGUGUUGGGUGGGAGCUGCUCCUCACAACCAUCGCCCGAACCAUCAAUGAGAUCGAGACCCAGAUCCUGACCCGGGAUGCAAAGGGCAUCAGCCAGCAGCAGAUGAAUGAAUUCAGAUCCUCGUUCAACCACUUUGACCGGAAGAAGAAUGGCGCAAUGGAGACAGACGAUUUCAGAGCUUGCCUCAUCUCCAUGGGUUAUGAUUUGGGAGAAGUGGAGUUUGCCCGUAUAAUGAUGUUGGUGGACCCCAAUGGUACUGGUAUUGUGUCCUUCCAGUCGUUCAUUGACUUUAUGACCAGAGAGACUGCUGAUACAGACACUGCAGAGCAGGUCGUGGCAUCUUUCCGGAUCCUGGCAUCUGACAAACCUUACAUUCUCGUGGAAGAGCUGAGGAGGGAGCUCCCUGCUGAGCAGGCUGAAUACUGCAUCAUGAGGAUGCCACCUUACACUGGCCGUGGCGCGCCACCAGGGGCACUUGACUACACUGCCUUCUCCACCGCCCUCUACGGAGAAAGCGACCUUUAACCUAGCUAGAUAACCUUUCAUCUGCUGAUUGUCAUCCCCCAUGCAUCCAUUUCUUGAUAAAUUUAAAGAGGUCAUAUUAAAAGCCAUUUUCAACUAGAAUGGCACUCUGUCAGCACAUACCUCUGCCAACAAACUAAAUCUCACCUGUUCUUAGAUUUUAGGACUCCAUAUAUCUCUGUGUUUUUAAUUAAUUUUUUUAAAUUUACCUUUGCAAGUUUUUGCCUGUCUCUGCUGUUCAUCUGUUUUUUGGUUGGUUCAUUAGUGGAAUUAUGCAAACUGGACUGGAUCAGUUUAAGGGUGCAAAUGCAGCAGUUUUUACUUUUUACUUUUGCUUAGUUAAAAAAAA
This is a messenger RNA of Thalassophryne amazonica, 3183 nucleotides long. RefSeq names its product actinin, alpha 2b (gene actn2b). NCBI's taxonomy places the organism in Eukaryota, Metazoa, Chordata, Actinopteri, Batrachoidiformes, Batrachoididae. Gene Ontology annotation, molecular function: calcium ion binding; actin filament binding. The transcript is spliced from 21 exons. The coding region runs from base 159 to 2837 and encodes 892 amino acids. Gene Ontology annotation, biological process: muscle cell development; actin cytoskeleton organization. Gene Ontology annotation, cellular component: cell junction; cell projection; cortical actin cytoskeleton. The record is from RefSeq and is a predicted model, not a curated record.